Messenger RNA from Aspergillus fischeri NRRL 181, 1185 nucleotides. RefSeq names its product putative sister chromatid cohesion protein Dcc1. NCBI's taxonomy places the organism in Eukaryota, Fungi, Ascomycota, Eurotiomycetes, Eurotiales, Aspergillaceae. Gene Ontology annotation, biological process: maintenance of mitotic sister chromatid cohesion; mitotic sister chromatid cohesion. Gene Ontology annotation, cellular component: chromosome, centromeric region; nucleus; Ctf18 RFC-like complex. The transcript is spliced from 4 exons. The record is from RefSeq and is a predicted model, not a curated record. The coding region runs from base 1 to 1185 and encodes 394 amino acids.
AUGUCUACCCAAGCCGCCCGAAGCAUCCUCUUCACACACACAUCCCCUCAGCAAGGGUUCAGAUUACUCGAGCUAUCCUCAGAACUAGCGGAGCUCCUCUCUUCGAAAGAAGCACCAACCCUCGAGCUCAAAUCCCCCUCAGCAUCACACCUUCCGAACUCAAGCACAGAUUCCGAGCAUCACGACUAUGUCAAUCUAUGCACUCCAAACCGAACCUACCGUAUCCGUCUAGUCCAAUCCUCGAACCCGAUCCAUAUCCUCCAGCCUAGCGACGGCGGCGCCCAACGAGGCGACAUCACCAUGGUCGGCGCGGACGACGAGAUGAACCUCGUGGAGACGGUCACGACAAUCGCAAAGUGCGGGUCCACGCUGGAAUUGCAUACUCCGGCGGAAGGGUUCUCGGCGGUUUCGUUCCUCGGGAGAAUUCUGGCGGUGUACGACGGGGAUGAAGGGAGUGAAGCUGUGGGCUUCGAUCUAGAGCCGAGUGAGAAGGACGGUGUCAUACGUCGGAUUUUUGAGGAUGUCCCUGUUUCACGGGCGCAGUGUGAAGCCGGUUGGAUUGAGAUCUGUGCCUUUGUGCUUGGUCGGGCGCAUAAGGGUGAGGAUGCUGCGCGGUGCUGUCGGCGGCCUUCUGCCAGAGCGAAGCUGGAGGUGUGGAAGAGGGUUCUCGAGGGCGCGGUGCUGCAGGGUAUUCAUCUUGACCAGCAGUUUCUUGUGUCGGAUCUGUGGAAGUCGGUGCUGGAUGAUGGUGAUGAGGAGCCGUUUCCGCGGGCGCUGUUCGAGGCUGUUGUCAAGAGAGUUUGUGAAGCAGAUGGUCAGGCUCAAGGGCUUGUUGACGGGGACAUGAAGUGGGCUAGCAUCGACAAGGCCAGGUGCACACGAUGGGUCGGCGAGACGUAUCUGGAGGCUAUGGCGCCUGCUCAGGGAUCGGCAAUUGGGCGAAGCGAGUUCCUCAAUGCUUGGAAGGAUCAUCUUCCUGAUUCAUGGCGGGAUGAAGUGGCAUUGCCUAAACUGACGGAGAACUCCUACAGGCAUCCAGACCAAACAACAAUCUACUUCGUCAACAACAUCGACAGACAUAAGAUCAAGAAGAAUAUCUCGACAGAUGCCAAUACUGCUGCGGCAGCCAAAAAGUCACGAAACUGGCAUGAACUGUUCAGAAACCAAAAGAGACAGAAGAAUUGA